AUGGUGGACUCAUAAUAGAAACCAAGUUCGCAUUGAGACGCAGAGCUCCAAUGGCUUCCAUCGACUAUUCAGCCAUUAUCCCUCUUACCUUUAUCAUAUCUUUUCUUUUCAUAAUUUUCUCUCGAAUUUGGAGAUGGAAUUCAAAUGGAAUGGAAACUCUUCCUUGGAAUUGGCCAAUCUUGGGUAUGAUUCCCCAUCUUAUUGCUCAUCACCAUCGAGUUCAUGAUCGUAUAGCUGAAGUCUUAAUUGAAUCCAGUCAAAAUUUCUUCUUCAAAGGUGUUUGGUUCUCAAGUACGGACUUCCUCCUCACUGCUGACCCUUCAAAUGUCAACCACAUUUUGAGUGUCCAUUUCGAACGUUACCCAAAAGGCCCUGACUUCAACUACAUUUUUGAUAUCUUGGGAGAUGGGAUUUUCAACUCCGAUUCUGAUGUUUGGAAAAAUCAACGCAAAACUGCUCUGUCCUUGGUUGGACAUGAGAGUUUUCAUAAAUUCUUGGAGAAAAUUACAUUGAAGAAAGUGAAGGAAGGGCUUGUUCCUGUUCUUCAAAGUGCUUGUGAAAAUGGGUCAGUGUUGGAUUUGCAAGAUUUGUUUCAAAGGUUCUCUUUUGAUUCAACUUGUUUGUUCGUCACUGGCUUCGACUUCCAUAGUUUGUCUCUUGAAUUCCCUCAAGUCCCUUUCUCAAGAGCUGUGGAUGAAGCCGAGGAAGUGAUUCUUAUUCGCCAUGUUUUUCCUAAAAUGUUGUGGGAUUUUGAAGAAAAAUUCCAAAUUGGACAAGCCAAGAAGAUGAAACAAGCUUGGAAAAUCAUAGAUCAAGUAAUUGCAGAAUUGAUAGCCUCAAAAAGAGAGAGCUUGAAGAAGAAUUUAAAAGAAAAAGAAGAUGAAGGAGCUGAUUUGAUCACAUCAUAUAUGAAAGACUACAAAGAAAAUGACGAUAAGGUUUUAAGAGACACUGUAUUGAAUUUCAUGGUUGCAGGUAGGGACACUCUAAGUGCAGCUCUCUCUUGGUUUUUCUUUUGUCUUUCGAAAAAUCCAAUCGUCGUUGAGAAGAUCAGAGAAGAGCUGAGAACAACGGUUCCAACAAACGAAGCAUGUGAUCAAUGGCGGAUAUUUUCUAUUGAAGAGGUAGAUAAGUUAGUUUACUUCCAUGGAUCUUUGUGUGAAUCUCUUAGAUUAUAUCCUCCAGUCCCAGUCAAUCACAAGGUGGCUGUACAACCUGACAUUCUUCCAUCAGGUCAUCACAUAAAACCCAAAACAAAGAUUUUGCUGUCUAUAUAUGCAUUGGGAAGAAUGAGUGAUGUUUGGGGAAAAGAUUGCUUGGAAUUUAAGCCAGAGAGAUGGAUUUCUGAAAAUGGAAAGAUCAAACAUUUUCCAUCUUAUAAAUUCUUGUCAUUCAAUGCUGGGCCAAGAACAUGCUUGGGGAAACAAGUGGCUUUCACUGAGUUGAAAAUAGUAGCAGCUGCCAUUAUUCAUAACUACAAUAUUAUUCAACAAACAGGGCAUCAGCCGCACAUCGUUCAAGCGCAGGCGAAGCCAUCCGCCGAGUAGUUAUCGUCGCAUUCGUCCGCUCAAGCCGAAUCCAUUUGAGCCAUUGGAUCAAAGUAUUAUUAUUGGUGUAAAAAUUGCAUCAAUAAAAGUAUAUUAAAUGUUAUGAGCCAACAGAUAGAAGUCGGUGUUAAUAGGUGACAAUAAACUCAAAUAGCACCCAUCAGAGUGGAGAUAUGGAAAGAAAGGCCACAAUUGGUUUCUGCCUAACAACGCCAAUAGAUGCAUCAUUAUUUGUGAAAAUGAUAUGACGUCGCUACGCUCUAACGUUUAUGCAUGCGACAACUUCCUUGCAACAUCUUAGCUUUGUCCAUGUUACAAAUUUUAUAUAUAAUAAUUUGUUUCUGCAGCCACCCGACCUAUCUCCGCUUCCAACCCCUUUUUGACGUCUUCCUCUCUAUUUUAUAAGCUCGCUUGGAUAGUUUAUGUACUUAUCUCUUUCCCAUUGCUCUUCGUGUCGAGAAUAUGGGCUAAGGCGUACUAUGUUUUAGUUUUGGUUCUC
This is a messenger RNA of Cucumis sativus (cucumber), 2046 nucleotides long. RefSeq names its product alkane hydroxylase MAH1. Gene Ontology annotation, molecular function: oxidoreductase activity, acting on paired donors, with incorporation or reduction of molecular oxygen; monooxygenase activity; iron ion binding. The record is from RefSeq and is a predicted model, not a curated record. NCBI's taxonomy places the organism in Eukaryota, Viridiplantae, Streptophyta, Magnoliopsida, Cucurbitales, Cucurbitaceae. Bases 51 to 1547 code for a protein of 498 amino acids. The transcript has 3 exons.